Molecule: messenger RNA, 2838 nt
Organism: Lolium rigidum
Lineage: Eukaryota; Viridiplantae; Streptophyta; Magnoliopsida; Poales; Poaceae
Product: DNA (cytosine-5)-methyltransferase CMT1-like
Exons: 21
Coding region: 1-2838 (945 amino acids)
Cellular component (GO): nucleus
Molecular function (GO): methyltransferase activity; chromatin binding
Source: RefSeq, a predicted model, not a curated record
AUGUCAUCGCCGGCGCCCGAGAGGAGGCGCUCCACGCGGCAGCGGCCCAAGCUGUCCUACGCCGACGCGGACUCCGACGCCGAGCCCGAGCGCGGUGGAAAGCGCCGCCGCAAUGCGGCGGUGAAGCCGGGUACCCGCAAGAGCGGCCCCGCCAAGGGCGAGCCGAAACGGAGGCGGCGCUUGGCGGAGGAGGGUGACGCGCUCGACGACGACGACGACGACAUGUGCGCGUCGGAGCCAGACGCGGAGGAGAUGCAGAUGGCGGAAGAGGAGGAGGAGGCCGCCGCGCUGGAGGCGGCGGAGCGGGCCAAGGCGGGGACGCUUCGCACCAUCAGGAGGAAGAGGAGGGUGGCGACGAGGCGGGUGAGCAAGCAGAAGGAGGAGGAGGACGCCUCCGAGGCCGAGGACCACUUCGUCGGCGUCGACCCGAUACCAGACGACGAGGCGCGGCGCCGGUGGCCCGAGAGGUACAAACCCAAGGAUUCUGACCAUCCACAAGUUACUAGUACUAAUAAGCGUAAAAAGCGGUCUAAUGCGCCGGAGGAGGAAAAGGAGAAGCGUGCUCGGUGCCACUACAGAUCUGCUAUCGUGGAAGGUGUCAAUUUUGAUCUGGGCGAUGAUGUCUACAUCCGGCCGGCUGGUGAUGGCAAGGAUGAUUACAUUGGAAGGAUUACCGAAAUUUUCCAAGAAAUUGAACGUGGAUCAUAUUUCUGUUGCCGUUGGUUUUACCGUGUGGCUGAUACGGUUAUCACAUCCAAUGUGUGGAACGUUCCUGAUCAUGAACACGAUCAUAAGCGUGUUUUCCUUUCAGAGGAAAAGGAUGAUAACCUGGUUGGGUCAAUUAUCUCGAAAGUAAAUAUUACUUAUGUUGGCCCAAACUUGACACAACCAGAAAAAGCUGAGCUUAUAUCAAAGUGUGAUUUGUAUUAUGAUAUGGCGUAUUCAGUGGCAUAUUCCACAUUUGCCAAUGUGCCACCAGAAAAUGUUGACCCAGCAGGCAGCGAAACGACAUCAGAUAUUUCUUGUGACAAUGUUGACUCUUCUAAGGAAAAACCAGCUGCUGAUCUUGUGGUAUCACCUGAUGCACAAAUGGAAACAGCAACACUGCUGGAUCUAUACUCUGGCUGUGGUGCCAUGUCAACCGGGCUUUGCAUGGGUGCUCCAUUGUCUGGCUUAAAAUUGACUACUAAAUGGGCCGUAGACAUGAACAAAUAUGCUUGCGACAGUCUAAAGCAUAACCACCCACGUGCACAGGUACGAAAUGAGAAGGCCGAGAAUUUUCUUAAACUCCUUCAGGAGUGGGAUAGACUUUGUAAGGAAUAUGAUGUCCAUAAUAGCACUUCUCUACCUCGGACUUCGAAUGAUGAUGAAGAUGACGAAAACGGAGUAAAUGAAUCUCUUUCGGAGGGUACAUUUGAGGUUGAGAAGCUUGUUGAUAUAUGCUACGGCGAUCCAAAUAAAACUAAAAUAGAUGGCUUGUGUUUUAAGGUACGGUGGAAAACAUAUGAUUCUAGUCAUGAUACCUGGGAGCCCCUUGAUGGCCUUAGAGAUUCUCCGGAAGCUAUUAAAGAAUUUGUGGAGAGUGGAUAUAGGGAAUCCAUUUUACCCUUGCCUGGCCAUGUGGAUGUUAUUUGUGGUGGUCCCCCCUGCCAGGGAAUUAGUGGCUUCAAUAGACACCGGAAGCAUAAAGAUCCGCUGGCAGAUGAAAAAAACAAACAGUUGCUUGUGUUCAUGGACAUUGUCAACUACCUCAGACCUAAAUACGUUCUUAUGGAGAACGUAGUAGAUAUUCUGAAGUUUGCAGAGGGAUUUCUUGGGCGUUAUGCCCUGAGCCGACUUGUCGCCAUGCGUUACCAAGCUAGACUUGGAAUGAUGGUUGCAGGACGGUAUGGGCUACCACAGUUUAGGAUGCGAGCCUUUCUGUGGGGAGCUCUACCUUCCGUGGUACUUCCAAAGUUCCCCCUUCCCACACAUGAUGCUAUUAAUCGAGGACAAUACGAGCCAACUGAAUUCACGCAAUGUCUAGUUGCAUGUGAUGAAAAUGAAUCUAAGGAAUUGGAGAACGCUCUUUGUCUUAGGGACGCCAUAGAUGAUUUACCGAAGGUUGAAAACCAUCAACCUAAAGACAUUAUGGCAUAUAAAAGUGGACCCAAAACAGAUUUACAACGCUAUCUCCGUCUCAACCGUAAUGACAUGAGGGAUGACUCGGUUGGAGAUGCCCCUCCAAAGGAAUGCCAGCUAUUCGAUCAUCAGCCGCUUCAACUGAAUAAGUAUGAUUAUGAAAGAGUGAAGCAGAUUCCCAAAAAAAAGGGGGGAAACUUCCGCGACUUGAAAGGUGUCAGGGUUGGAAAAAACAAAACCGUUGAGUUUGAUCCGAAUAUUCCUCGUCAAUAUCUUUCGCCGGGGAAGCCUUUGGUCCCUAAUUAUGCUAUGAAGUUCUGCAAGGGCAAGUCACUGAAACCAUUUGGACGCCUGUGGUGGGAUGAAACCGUCUCGACUGUUGUGACCAGAGCCGAGCCUCACAACCAAGCUAUUUUGCAUCCCAAGCAGGACAGAGUUCUGACCGUUCGAGAAAACGCAAGGCUGCAGGGCUUCCCGGAUUACUACAGGCUGUCUGGCCCCAUAAAACAAAAAUAUAUCCAAGUUGGGAAUGCUGUCGCUGUUCCCGUUGCCCGAGCCCUGGGGUGUUCACUCGGAGAGGCAUACCAGCAGGGUGAAUUCAGUGGAGACCAGAGCCCCUUGUUCAAACUGCCUGCGAACUUCAUCCCUGUGCCUCAAGCAAGAGUUGCAAGAUUGCCUCGAGGAUCUUCUGCAGGCGAAGUAGUGGAGGAAGAAUAG